Melanotaenia boesemani (Boeseman's rainbowfish) is the source of this 2516-nucleotide messenger RNA. It is a transcript of the gene tob1a, whose product is annotated as transducer of ERBB2, 1a. Gene Ontology annotation, biological process: regulation of gene expression. Gene Ontology annotation, cellular component: nucleus; cytoplasm. The record is from RefSeq and is a predicted model, not a curated record. The transcript has 2 exons. Bases 494 to 1513 code for a protein of 339 amino acids. Gene Ontology annotation, molecular function: transcription corepressor activity. NCBI's taxonomy places the organism in Eukaryota, Metazoa, Chordata, Actinopteri, Atheriniformes, Melanotaeniidae.
UACCAGAAGGGGACGAAGUUGCUAAACUCCCGUGUAGGAGGGAGCUACUCUGCAAAGCCUGCUGAAAGAGGAACCAAACUAAACAAAACAUAAAAUAACUUAAAAAAUAGAAAACGAAGCAAGCCGUAAACGCCAAUCCUCCGAAAUCUACACGUACUGGAAUACUUUUUUUGUAACGUUGCUAAUAUAUUCUAUGUGAAGAAAGUAUACUUUUUUUCUAUUUGCACUAACGGUACUUCAGAGCUACUGAGAAUCUAUUUUUUACAAAAAAAGUAAGAAAAAUAUAUAUCACACCCUGAGGAAGGACACCACCACAUACAAAGCCAGCUCUUUUAAAUUUGAACCAGUUUCAUCCAAGUCCUGGUUGCUUUCUCCAUCCUGCCUGGAGCACGUCUGUGUUGCCAAACACGGAUAAACCGAGCAGAGCCAGUGGACACAUUCAAGGUCACACACAGCUAAUCUUCACGCACCUGGUACACUUCAGCAGUUCACUAUGCAGCUUGAAAUCCAAGUAGCUCUCAACUUCAUCAUCUCAUACCUGUACAACAAGCUGCCAAGGCGGCGGGUGAAUAUUUUUGGUGAGGAACUGGAGCGGCAGCUGAAGCAGAAAUAUGAAGGACACUGGUAUCCAGACAAGCCAUACAAGGGUUCAGGAUUCAGAUGCAUCCAUGUGGGGGAGAAGGUGGACCCUGUCGUGGAGAAGGCUGCCAAAGAGAGUGGGCUGGACAUCGAGGAUGUUCGCAAUAACCUGCCCCAGGAUCUCAGCGUGUGGAUUGACCCCUAUGAGGUGUCCUACCAGAUUGGCGAGAAGGGGCCAGUCAAGGUGCUGUAUGUUGAUGACAGCAAUGAAAGUGGAUCCGGCAAUGGAGGGCUCGAUUUGGACAAGGAGAUCAAGAACAGUUUCAACCCAGAUGCGCAGGUCUUCAUGCCCAUCAGUGAGCCUGUGAACGGCGCCUCUCCAGGUUCCAGCUCUCCCUCUCCUCCUUUUGGCCACUCGGCAGCGGUCAGCCCCACCUUCAUGCCCCGCUCCACACAGCCUUUAACCUUCACAACAGCCACCUUCGCUGCCACCAAGUUUGGCUCCACUAAGAUGAAGAGCAGUGGACGCAACAACAGUACCGGCGGCGGUGCUGGGAACAAAGUGGCACGUACCUCUCCCACCAACCUGGGCCUGAAUGUGAACAGUCUCCUGAAACAGAAAGCCAUCUCCACCUCCAUGCACUCGCUCUAUGGGUUGGGACUCGGUGCCCAGCAGCAACACCAGAAGCCCUCGGCUCUGUCCCCCAAUGCCAAGGAGUUUGUGUUCCCCAGCCUGCAGGGCCAGGGCAGUCAGAGUGCUCUGUUCCCCGGGGACAGCUCGCUCAACCUCAGCCCGCUGCAGUACAGCAAUGCCUUUGAUGUGUUUGCGGCCUACGGUGGCCUUAACGACAAGUCCCUCAUGGAUGGCUUGAAUUUCAGCUUAAGCAACAUGCAGUAUUCUAACCAGCAAUUCCAGCCAGUUAUGGCCAACUAGUACAUGUAAAGGUACUACUUAAGCUACUACUUCAUACAGAAACGACCAGAGAUAAUGUGAUGGGGGGAGGGGGAAAACAUAAAUGCACAUUUUGAAAAAUGGAAAAAAAAAAAAAAGUAAACAAACAGAAUGUCAAGUUAAAAAGAAAAAGUGACUUGUAACCUGUAAGAUCUAAGUUUCAAGUCUAAGAGCAUGAGCCCGAGGGUGAAUUACUUUGCCCCCUUGAGUUGUAUUUUUUAUUUUAUUUUAUUAUUUUUUUUUUACCCUCAAACAAUGAAGCUUGUAGUACAAGAUGUCCAAGCUUGGUUACCUAAACUUCAGAAUGCAUAAUUUUUUCUUUUGCCAACCAAGCACAAACUAUUUUUUUUAUGUGACUGUUUUAAGAUAUAAACAAGACAAAAAAAAGAAGAAAAAAACAAACAAAACACCACCACAAGUCAUGGCCUCUUUCAGUAUUUAAACCUAACUGGACACCGCCAGUUUUUCAAGAAAUUGGCAUAAGUGGGAUUUCUGGUCUUUUUCUAAUUGUAUAAUUUAAUUUAGUACAAAGUUUGUAAAAUAUCAGAGUAUCUAUUGUUUCUACGACAUGGUAUUGCAUUUAUAUCUUUUUACUACUCCAGUGAUCUGUGAUGGCUGCAGCAACUUUUGUUUUCUUUUUUUUUUAUUGAAAUUAUAAAAAUGAAUCCAUCUUUAAAAAAAAAAAAAAAAAAAACAAACAAAAAAAAAAACAUUGACUAUCCUAAAGAUUGUGUACAGAAUAUUCCGUAGUGGUGGAAUUUAAGAAUAUUUGCUUUUUUGAAAAACAUAAGAGUUGUAUUUUCUGUUAAGAGUUUAAAGAUUUUUGCUAUAUUAUGGACAAAAUGUAAUCGUAUAUUAAUUUUGUACCUACAUUGUGCAAUACUUGAUAAAAACAAACGGUAUAACAAAGUAUUCGGAGUCAGUGUCUUACAUGUUAAGAGGGACUGAUAGUUUAUUAAGUUUGUAUUAAAAAGCUUGAAAAUAA